Heterobasidion irregulare TC 32-1 is the source of this 1026-nucleotide messenger RNA. RefSeq lists its product as uncharacterized. NCBI's taxonomy places the organism in Eukaryota, Fungi, Basidiomycota, Agaricomycetes, Russulales, Bondarzewiaceae. The record is from RefSeq and is a predicted model, not a curated record. Bases 1 to 1026 code for a protein of 341 amino acids. The transcript has a single exon.
AUGCAUGAAGAUUGCGCCGCGCAAGCGCAGAUUAAUGUUUCCGAAGCUCCCCAGACCCCCAUCCGCCUCCCCCCAGAGCUCAUCCUCGAGAUCCUUGAGGACGUUCUCGCCGAGCCCCAUAACAUCACCGACCUCGCGCUCGUGUCGAAAGCCAUAGCCUCGCUCCUAUACAGACUGCUCUACAGCACUGUCCUCCUUCCGAGUCCUGAGCGGAUUAGAAGCUUCGCGGAGGACGUCAUCAGCACAGCUCCGGGGCUCAUCUGCCAGCACGUAAAGCGUGUCAUCUUCACGUGGGAGGGUCAACCAUCUAAGGAGACAUUGGACUUCGCGCGCGAUAUCCUGCUCGCGUGCACCGAAGCGCACACCCUCGCCCUUCCAGGCUGUUUGGUCCCUAGCCUGCUCGCGGAUGACAACCCGCAAUGUCUGCCCACGACUCUGACCCAUCUUACCUUGGGAUCUUUCUCGAUGAGCAACAUCCCUCCGAAUCACGCGCGCCCGUCGUUCAGCAACCUCACGCACCUGCGGAUCGCGGACCCUUUCGGGCUAUUCACCACGCCGCGUGCGAUGUUCAAGCAUCUCGGAUCGCUUCCCAACCUCACGCACCUCUACGUCCCGCAUGUAAUCAUGAGGUGGCCCGACACGGAUGACGACUUCGUGGACGAUGUCGUUGCGCUCUUGCACGAGCGAGACAAACUGCAUUGCCUCAUCGUCGGCCUGUGCCUGCCGAGGAUACAGCAGCCUAGCGAAGAGUAUGACAGAGAUCGCGACUAUGAAUUGGAGGAACGAGUACGGCAGGCAUCGACAGCUUGGACACGAGUGAAGCAGCUGCAAGAGGCGGAGGAACGGCUCCUGAUUAUCCGCGCGGAUGUCACAGGCGCGUGGUUGAGAGAAUGGAAGAACGCAGGGAGCAUAAAGAAGCCAUUUGACUUUUGGAGAGAGACAAUCUCAGAAGGCUUAUCGGAGAGAAAGAGAGAGGGAAGCUGCCAGAGUCAAAGCGGCGAGAAGGGCAGGGAUUUAUGGCCAUGA